ACAUAUCAAGAGAGUUGUCGAAUGAAGUGAAAUGAAAAUAAGUGGUAGCUUCAAAAUGUAAACUAUGGCCAAGGCAAAGACCAAGAAAGCCACCACUAGUCCUGCAAAGUCUCGUUUGAAAGCUCCUUUACGCUCAGCCAAGGCGAUCACCGCGAAAAGCAAAACACCUAGUGAGUUGGCCCUGACACGGCACGUGAAGCAAGGUGGGAAGGUAUCUGCAACCUCACUCCUCAGCCCUUUGCCUACCAGGGAGCAGCCUGUGCGACAAGCUGAAAACGAUGUGGAAGAGGUUUUCACCAGGUUGCAGUGUGGGACAGUUCCCAAGUCCCUUCCAUGCAGAGACUCUGAGUAUGAGACAGUUUUGACAUUCCUCGAGGGCAAGCUAGGAAGCUCCACUGGAGGAUGUCUAUACAUCUCCGGAGUGCCGGGAACAGGCAAAACUGCCACCGUCCAUGCUGCCAUUACGGAACUCCAAUCCUGGGUUGAAGAGGGUGAUCUUGGCGAAUUUCGAUUCAUUGAGAUCAAUGGCAUGCGCCUCUCCGAGCCUAAGCAGGCGUACGUGCAGAUUUGGAAGGAGUUGAACGGCACCGACAAACGUGUGACUGCGGAGCAUGCGGCGCAGCUAUUGGAUAAGUUCUUCGGUAAUCCCUCGACAAUAAAAUCUCCAAUUGUCUUGCUUGUUGAUGAGCUGGAUUUGCUGUUGACGCGCAAGCAGACGGUUCUCUACCAACUGUUUGACUGGCCAAGCAAACCUGGCUGUCCACUGGUAGUGCUGGCGAUUGCCAACACCAUGGACUUGCCGGAAAGAGCUAUGAUGGGCCGUGUUUCUAGCCGUCUGGGUCUUCAACGUCUCACGUUCCAGCCUUACUCAUACCAGCAACUUAAGGAGAUUGUCUUAUCACGCGUUGAAGACCUAUGUGUGUUUGAGAAAGAAGCUGUGGAGUUUGUAGCUCGAAAGGUGGCUGGUGUGUCUGGCGAUGCACGCCGUGCUCUAAGUAUCUGUCUGCUGGCUGUGGAACUGAUGAACAAGAAAAAGAAGGCAGACGAAGGUAAUGGUACAAAGGUGGUCACAAUGGGGUUGGUCAAUGAAGCACUCAAGGCUAUCACGUCGUCUCCCAAACUGAUUGCAAUCAGCAAUGCAUCCUUCUUCGAGAAGCUCUUUCUCCAGGCAAUAGUUACAGAAUUCAAGAGGUGUGGCAUUGAAGAAACAUCAUUCAGCGAUGUACUGUCAACGCUAACUUUGAUAUGCCAGACACAAGGAAUAAAACGCAUUCCUUCAACACCAUCUGUGCGAUCCAUCUGCGCCAGCCUUGCUACAUCUCGCCUGAUUCACCUGGACGCGUCGACUCGUGACCUUCAGCAGCGUAUACAGCUUAACAUGAGCCAGGAUGACGUCUCACUGGCUCUACGCGACUUAUUCUGACGUGCGCCGCCGCCGCCACGUACCUGUACUACAUGUGCUACCACUGGAUAUGCUAUUGGUCCUGUUGAAGUGCUGCGUCUGUGACAGGCGUUCUAUGCUACCUUGGGCUGGCGAUGUGCUGCGACUGGAACCGGCUUUAGGCAGGGGGCAGAAUCAUGACCUAGUGCUUCAAACUGCACGUUGUCAUCGGUUCUGUCUCAAAAAUACAAAACCGUGUACAUAACAAGAGAGAUCUUUGAAGUAGUUCUCGCUCAUCAUUUACCGUGCAAUGCGUGAGUGGUUGAGUACAAAACAUUUUUUAAAUAUUUCCACCUUGCUCUUUUUUUCUCUUUUUUUGUACAUUUGAAUACGUGCCUCUUGUGCAGUCAUGUACGUUUAUCAUAUUUCGUUGCAAUAGCAAUGGUGCUCUCCGAUAA
Molecule: messenger RNA, 1839 nt
Organism: Sycon ciliatum
Lineage: Eukaryota; Metazoa; Porifera; Calcarea; Leucosolenida; Sycettidae
Product: origin recognition complex subunit 1-like
Exons: 10
Coding region: 65-1423 (452 amino acids)
Biological process (GO): mitotic DNA replication checkpoint signaling; DNA replication initiation
Cellular component (GO): nuclear origin of replication recognition complex
Molecular function (GO): ATP binding; ATP hydrolysis activity; DNA replication origin binding
Source: RefSeq, a predicted model, not a curated record